Messenger RNA from Aethina tumida (small hive beetle), 9994 nucleotides. RefSeq lists its product as uncharacterized. Lineage: Eukaryota; Metazoa; Arthropoda; Insecta; Coleoptera; Nitidulidae. The record is from RefSeq and is a predicted model, not a curated record. The transcript has 4 exons. The coding region runs from base 227 to 9994 and encodes 3255 amino acids.
AACUGAGGAAUAUUAUCAUCCUGAAAAUACAACUCUUUAUAAAAAAUAUGGAAAACAUGGUGAAAAAGUUUCGGAAAGUUUUGAACCAAGUGAUCAUUCUAUUUUUCAUUUAUAUUCUAAAGAUUAUAAAAUAGAAGAAAAUGUUCAAAGUAGUGAAAGUAAUACAAGAAAAGGAGUAAUACAAGAAAAUGUAUCUAAAGCUACUAAAUAUUUGAAAUAUUUUACAAUGAAUAAUCUUAAUACUUAUUCUGAAAAUCAAAAUAAUAGUUUAGCUGAAAAAUUUACAGAAGAAUCUAUUGAAAGUGAAGAAAAUCAUUCAGAAAAGUAUAUAUCAACAGAAAAAAAAAACUUCACUACCUAUGGGGAAAAAAAAUUCGAAACAACUGAAUAUAAAGAGUUUUCUACUAAAUUAGAAAAUGAAAUUGAGGAGACAUCUGAGUACAAACUAGAGUAUAAUGAGACUAGUGAAAUAAACUUAGAAAAUGAGGAGAUCGUAGAACAACAGGAAAGUAGUGCAACUGAAGUAUCUUCGAGUGAAGUAACCAAUAAAAGUGAUGAAUAUCAAAAUCAGGAAACUGAAUUAGAUGAAGAGAUUGACGAAAAUCGAAAAAUUAAUACUAGUGAAGAAGGUACUAAAAGCCAGGAAUCUCAAACUAGCGAAGCUGAGACAGAGGUUGAAGAAAAUAAACACAAAGAAACGGAUGAAGAAUACAAAGAAAAAAUAAACACUGAAGUUAAUAAAACAGAAGAAAAUAUUGAAGCCGAAGAACAGCAAGUCACGGAUAAUAAUCAGGAAAAUGCAAAUUCUGAAGUACAUGAGGAAGCUGGUGUUACCCAACAACAAGAAGAAGUAAAUGAGGAAAUUGAGGAAUAUUCAAAUAAUGAAAGUGCCAGUUCAGAAGUUACUGAAAAAGAGGCUACUCAGUCAGAGGAAAAUGAAAAUAUUGUAACUGAAGUUACAAGUUAUUCACUAAAAAAAGAAGAGAAUGAAGAAAAUAACAAUGAAGAAUACCAAAUUAAUGAAACUACGCUAGAAGAAAAUGAAAAUCAAUAUUCUGAAGAGAACAGUAGAACUAAUGGCGAAACUUCUCCAUACAGUGAAUCUGAAACAUAUUCCGAAGUAAAUGAAAUUAAUUUAAAGAAAACUGAACAUUAUUCCGAAAUUGUUGAAAGUGAGAAAUAUGAAAUUACUGAAAAUGAAUUAACUCAAAAUUAUGAAGAAAAUUUAACUGAGUAUACUACACCAGAAUCCAAAGAUAAUAUAUUUACUGAUAUUCCUAAUACGAAUGAAGAAAUUCAAAAUUUAGAACAACAAACUCAUGUACUUUUUACAGAGUAUAAUGUUAAUGCUGAAAAUCAAAUUUCUGAAGUAACUCAAGUAGGGGAUCUUUCGUAUUCAAUUGUUCCAGAAACUCAACUAACAAACUCUCCUGAAAUAAAAUUAAUGAAUGAAAGUUAUUCAGAAGGUUUCACAAAUCCGUCAUCGGAAGCAGUAAGCUCUGAACAAGAAUAUAUAGAAACAACAGAACAUGUGGAAUCUUUAAACUUUGAGGAGGAACAUACAUAUUCAGAAUUACAAGAUCAUAUUUUUUCUGUCUCUGCUCUAACAGAAGAGAACAGUCAGUAUAAUGAAGUUGUAACUAAUAAUAUGUCAGAACUCAAUACUAAUCAAAUUAUUGAAGAAAAUCAAAUAAGUCAUACAGAAACUAAUAAAUACAGCGAAGAAAAUGAAAGGCAAACUUCUGGGGAACUUCAAAGCAAUCUUACAGAAUAUGUACAAAACACUUUUAUAACUGAGCUUCCUCAAGAAGAAGAAGAAUCAGCAAGUGAAACUGUUCCAUCUUCCUUUCAAAAAGAACUAACUGUGAAAACUGAUGAGUAUGAAAUUAAUCAUAAAGAAAAUAAAGUUUUUACAGAGAAUAGAGGAACUCACCUCGAAGAUGCAACUGAAGAAUUUAAUAAUGAAAACAUUCAAGAAGAAGAGGAAAUAGAAACUGAAAAUGAUGAAAUAAUCACAAAGGAGGAAGCUGAAAUAAAAAUUAAUACUGAAAAUUAUGAAAAUGAAACAGCAAAUCUUACUGAUACUGAGACUGAAUCUAGUGAAAACAACACAUCAGAAGUUGAUGAAGAAGAAGAACAAGAAAUAAGUUCAGAAAAAUUAGAAUAUAAAGUUACCGAUAUAGAUGAUGUCCAAAAGGAAGUUACGACAGAAGCAUUGGAAAACAAUGUGGAUUACGAUACUGAAUUCGAAGAAUAUUCUUCCACUACAAAAUUAGAAAUUAUUUUGACUGAACCUCAAUUAUCAGAAAAUUUAUAUUCUACAAAGAAAUUUCAGUUCUCAAAAAAUUUAUUUCGAACCGAACCAAUUCAAUUUAAUAUGACAAAAGAACAUCAUCUUCACGAUUUUGGACGAACAGAUUUGUAUGAAGUAUCACUUGAAGGAACUGAAUACACUAUUACCAACAAGUCACCUGAGAGAGAGGAGUAUUUAACAAGUAAAGAAUAUAUAACAGAGAAUUCUCAGUACACUGUAGAACAUUUUCCUACACAAUAUGAACAAUUGAUGUAUACUACAGUAAAAGAAACAGUUCAAACUCCAUCUGACGAAUUUAUUUUAACUAGUCAAAAAUAUAUUAAUGAAGGCGAAAUUACAUAUCGUGUGACGGAAAAUCCGAAACAAUUUCCUGAGGAUUUAAAUAAUAAUAUACUUUUGACAGAAACUAUAAGAGUUUCCGGAAAUAACGAACAAACAGAAGAAAACAAAAGUACUACUUCACAAAGGCAAAAGAUGCAGACAAAAAAUUACAAUGAGGGAACAAAGAGAACUAAACCAUAUAUUGCUAAAUAUAUCUCAAAAAAAACUCCGACUUACAAAUUUACAACAUCUAAUCAACCCGAAAAAGAAAAUUUAGUCGAAGAAUUUUCAUUUACAAAUGCAGAACAAGAAACUGAAUGUAAAUUGUGUUCUGGACAUACAAAGAAGCAUAAGUAUUGGCAGGAAAAUCAUCCAGUUUCUCUAAAAUAUUCAACAAAUAUUCCAGAAAAUGAAAACAUAUUUGAGGAAUUUAUGUUUACAAAUCAAGAAACUGGAACAAUAUGCCCUUUAUGCUCGAAAAACUUGAGUUAUACGACAAAAAAACAAAAACUUGGUAACAUCAAACAAAAAUGGUAUAAACCAAAAGAGGGAGAAAUAAUUAAUCGAGUUUCUACAACACCAAUUCAAGAAUUUGAGGAGUUUUCGUUUUCAAACAGUGAAAUUGGAACUGUAUGUGAAAUAUGCUCUAAAAAGCACAAUAAAACAAUCUUCCAUGGAAGUACUCAAGUAAAGCCACAUACCAAUAAUGAGUUUAGAGAAUCGUCGUUUGAAGAUAUUUAUCAGGAAACUUUAAACACAAAAACAGUACCGUUCCAUGAAAAAACUAAAAUCACUUAUAUUAAUACGAAACAAACAACAAAUAAGGAAGAAGAAGAUAUAUACCCGACUCAAGAAACAAUACCAGAACAUAGACAUAAACCACUUUUAGAAAGUGAAAAAAGCAUUGAAAAAAUUACUACAGCUAUUACACAAACAACUGUUGGAAAAAAAUAUACAGAAAUGAAAGAUCAUAAUCACAAAAAUGUCGACGAAUAUGAAACUAGCAUAAAUGAUUUUUACCAAAAAAAGUUUACUUCUGAUCAAUUAAUAGAAAUAUCAACAUUCAUAGAAGGAAGAAGUAAAUUCGUAUUAGAAAACUCAUACAAACCUAAUAUUGCUGAAAAUGUAUUGUCAAGCAGCAAUAAGUAUCCUCAAGAAGAAAAUAUGGGUAUUACCCAAUCUUAUAAAAAUACUAAUAUUCAAUAUAAUAAACAUACAUUGGAAGAAAAUACUGAAGAAAUUGAAACAAAAAAACAGGAUGAAUUAACGAGUAGUAUUAAAAAUAUUGAAGAAGAAGAAACUAAUUUGAAUGAAGAGAAUACUUUAGGCCGUCGUAAAUAUUUGUCCACUAAACAUACCUUGCAAGAAAGUACAGAACAAGUCAAGACUAGUCUUGAAAACGAAUCAUUUAGUAAAACUAGAAAUUAUCAAGAAGAAAUAAUGUCAGACAACUACUAUAAUAAUCAACCUAACAAUUUAUAUACUGUUCAAAAUUUUCAUAAGAAUACAGAAGCAAUUGAGGAAAGUGCAUCAAUAGCAGGUAGCACAUAUUCUCAAGUAAAUGAAGUAUCUGAAUCAGGAUAUUCUCACGGCAUUACUAAAAUUUUAUUUAGUGAACUUAAUACUGAAACAAUUGAAACAACUGCCGAAUAUGGUGAUUAUUCUGAUCAUACUAAUAUUUUAUUUGAAGAACAAGAAAGUCCAUAUGAAAUUGAAACAAAUGAAGAAGAAAGUAGUAUAUCUGAAAUAGAAAAUGAAUCUGAAAAUCCUUAUUUAAAUGAGACUGAAAUUUCAUCUAGAAAAUAUACUACUUAUGAAAACUUAGAAGAAAUUGAAACAAUCGGAGAGGGCGCUGAAGAAGAAGGCGAGGUAGUGGAUACUGAUCAUACUAUUUUAUCUGACCAACAUAACAUGGGAACAAGUACAGAAGCUGAAAUAUUUGACGAAGAUGAAUUAAUAAGCAGUAAUGAUGAAAAUGAAGUCUCAGUUGUUACUAAACAUAAUUUGCAUGAAAAUACUGAAGAAGAAGAGGAAGAAACAAUUGCAGAAGAUGAGUUAAUAAGCGAAGGCACAAUUACUCAAGAAAAUGAAAUUUCGGAAUACUUCUCUUAUGAAGAAAGUGAAAUGUCAGAAGUCUACUCUUCUAAUCACGCUCCAAUAUCAUCUAAUGAAUAUAAUAUUGAAGAAUAUACUGAACAACUUGAAUCAACUGCUGAAAGUGAAUUAAUGAAAAAUAGUAUCAAUUCUCAGGAAAAAAAUGAAUUAUCUGAAUCUACUAAAACUAAUUUAGAAGAGAAUACAGAAGAAUAUAAAACAAAUUCUCAACAAGAAAACAAAGUAUCAGAAAAUUAUUCUUAUGAACAUAGAGAGACUGUAACAAAUGAAUAUAUUAUGCAAGAAACUACUGAAGAACUUACAGAAAUGGAAUUAAAAUAUACUGAAGAAAGUUUUAAGAAAACUACAGAAAGUGGAGUUACUAAUACCAGAAAGAAUUCUGAAAAUCACACAUAUCAUACGACAAAAAUUCUGAAAGAAAAUACUAAAGAACUAGAAACAACAGAAGAACGUGAAUUAUUCAGCAGUACUAGAAAUUCUCAUGAAGAAAAUGAGACGAUAGAAAACCAAUUACCUUCUACUCAAAUUGCAUCCAAGGAACAUAAUAUGCACGAAGAAAAUGAACACGUUGAGUCAACUGUCGGUGGUGAAUUAAUAAUAAGUACCAUGAAUCCUCAGGAAGAAAAACAAUCAUCUGAAAAACACAUGUUACAAUCUACCGAAAUUAACAUAAAAGAAAAUACUGAAGAAAUAAAUAUAACCGAAGAAGGUGGUGGUGAAUUAAUAAUAAGCAAAAAUGAAGUAAAGACAACUAGUAUAAAUCCUGAGAAAGAAAACGAAUUAGCUGAGGAAGAAACAAUCGAAUCUUCUGAAAGUUUAAUGCAAAAAAGUACUGUAGCAUUUAAAGGAAGUUCAGAAAUAAAAGGUGAAUCAUAUGGCAGUAGUGGAAAUCCUCAUGAACAAAGUAAGACGUCAGAAAAUCAUUUUCCUUAUCAUACUCAUAUUGGAACUAAGGAAUAUAAUAUACCCGAAGAAUCUGAACAGGUUGAGUCAACUACCGAAGGUGAAUUAAUAAUAAGUAGCAUGAAUCCUCAGGAAGAAAAUCAAAUAUCUGAAAAACAUAUGCUUCAAUAUACCGAAAUUAAUUUACAAGAAAAUACUGAAGAAAUAAAUACACCCGAAGAAGGUGAAUCAUUUAGCAGUAGUGCAAAUCUUCAUGAACAAAGUAAGACGUCAGAAAACCAUUUUAGUUAUCAUACUCACAUUACAUCUAAGGAACAUAAUAUGCACGAAGAAACUCAACAGGGUGAGUCAACUGCCGAAGGUGAAACUGCUGAACAUAUUCAAACUAUUACAGAAAAUGAGUUAAAAACAACUGGAAUAAAUCCUGAGAAAGAAAGCGAAUUGACUGAGGAACAAACAGUUGAAUCUUCUGAAAGCUCAGUUCAAAAAGGUACUGCAGGACUUAAAGAAAGUAGAGAAACAGAAGUUAUUACUAUUAAUUCAUUAUCUGAAGAAAAUCAUUCUUACCGUCAGACAAAAGUGUUGGAAGAAAAUACUGAAGAAAUAAAUACAACAGAAAAAGGUGAAUCAUAUGGCAGUAGUGGAAAUCCUCAUGAAGAAAGUAAGACGUCAGAAAACCAUUUUCCUUAUCAUACUCAUAUUGGAUCUAAGGAAUAUAAUAUGCCCGAAGAAACUGAACAGGUUAAGUCAACUACCGAAGGUGAAUUAAUAAUAAGUAGCAUGAAUCCUCAGGAAGAAAAUCAAACAUCUGAAAAACAUAUGCUUCAGUAUACCGAAAUUAAUUUACAAGAAAAUACUGAAGAAAUAAAUACACCCGAGGAAGGUGAAUCAUUGAGCAGUAGUGCAAAUAUUCAUGAAAAAAGUAAGACGUCAGAAAACUAUUUUCGUUAUCAUACUCAUAUUACAUCUAAGAAACAUAAUAUGCAUAAAGAAACUCAACAGGGUGAGUCAACUGCCGAAGGUGAAACUGCUGAACAUAUUAAAACCAUUACAGAAAAUGAGUUAAAAACAACUGGUAUAAAUCCUGAAAAAGAAAGCGAAUUGGCUGAGGAACAAACAGUUGAAUCUUCUGAAAGCUCAGUUCAAAAAGGUACUGCAGGAUUUAAAGAAAGUAGAGAAACAGAAGUUAUUACUAUUAAUUCAUUAUCUGAAGAAAAUCAUUCUUACCAUCAGACAAAAGUGUUGGAAGAAAAUACUGAAGAAAUAAGUACAACAGAAGAAGGUGAAUUAUAUGGCAGUAGUGGAAAUCCUCAUGAAGAAAGGAAGACGUCAGAAAACCAUAUUCCUUAUCAUACUCAUAUUGGAUCUAAGGAAUAUAAUAUGCCCGAAGAAACUGAACAGGUUAAGUCAACUAUCGAAGGUGAAUUAAUAAUAAGUAGCAUGAAUCCUCACGAAGAAAAUCAAACAUCUGAAAAACAUAUGCUUCAAUCUAACGAAAUUAAUUUACAAGAAAAUACUGAGGAAAUAAAUACACCCGAAGAAGAUGAAUCAUUUAGCAGUAGUGCAAAUCUUCAUGAACAAAGUAAGACGUCAGAAAACUAUUUUCGUUAUCAUACUUAUAUUACAUCUAAGGAACAUAAUAUGCAUGAAGAAACUCAAGAGGGUGAGUCAACUGCCGAAGGUGAAACUGCUGAACAUAUUAAAACCAUUACAGAAAAUGAGUUAAAAGCAACUGGUAUAAAUCGUGAAAAAGAAAGCGAAUUGACUGAGGAACAAACAGUUGAAUCUUCUGAAAGCUCAGUGCAAAAAAGUACUGCAGGACUUAAUGAAAGUACAGAAACAGAUGUUAUUACUAUUAAUUCAUUAUCUGAAGAAAAUCAUUCUUACCAUCAGACAAAAGUGCUGGAAGAAAAUACUGAAGAAAUAAGUACAACAGAAAAAGGUGAAUCAUAUGGCAGUAGUGGAAAUCCUCAUGAAGAAAGUAAGACGUCAGAAAACCAUAUUCCUUAUCAUACUCAUAUUGGAUCUAAGGAAUAUAAUAUGCCCGAAGAAACUGAACAGGUUGAGUCAACUACCAAACGUGAAUUAAAAAUAAGUAGCGUGAAUCCUCAGGAAGAAAAUCAAACAUCUGAAAAACAUAUGCUUCAAACUACCGAAAUUAAUUUACAAGAAAAUACUGAAGAAAUAAAUACAUCCGAAGAAGGUGAAUCAUAUAGCAGUAGUGCAAAUUUUCAUGAACAAAGCAAGAUGUCAGAAAACCAUUUUAGUUAUCAUACUCAUAUUACAUCUAAGGAACAUAAUAUGCACGAAGAAACUCAACAGGGUGAGUCAACUGCCGAAGGUGAAACUGCUGAACAUAUUAAAACCAUUACAGAAAAUGAGUUAAAAACAACUGGUAUAAACCCUGAAAAAGAAAGCGAAUUGAACGAGGAACAAAUAGUUGAAUCUUCUGAAAGCUCAGCGCAAAAAAGUACUGCAGUAUUUAAAGAAAGUACAGAAACAGAAGUUAUUGCUCUUAAUUCAUUAUCUGAAGAAAAUCAUUCUUACCAUCAGACAAAAGUGUUGAAAGAAAAUACUGAAGAAAUAAGUACAACAGAAAAAGGUGAAUCAUAUGGCAGUAGUGGAAAUCCUCAUGAAGAAAGUAAGACGUCAGAAAACCUUUUUCCUUAUCAUACUCAUACUGGAACAAAGGAAUAUAAUAUGCCCGAAGAAACUGAACAGGUUGAGUCAACUACUGAAGGUGAAUUAAUAAUAAGUAGCAUGAAUCCUCACGAAGAAAAUCAAACAUCUGAAAAACAUAUGCUUCAAUCUACCGAAAUUAAUUUACCAGAAAAUAGUGAAGAAAUAAAUACACCCGAAGAAGGUGAAUCAUAUAGCAGUAGCGCAAAUCUUCAUGAAGAAAGUAAGACGUCAGAAAACCAUUUUCGUUAUCAUACUCAUAUUACAUCUAAGCAAUAUAACAUGCAUGAAGAAACUCAAGAGGGUGAGUCAACUGCCGAAGGUGAAACUGCUGAACAUAUUAAAACCAUUACAGAAAAUGAGUUAAAAGCAACUGGUAUAAAUCGUGAAAAAGAAAGCGAAUUGACUGAGGAACAAACAGUUGAAUCUUCUGAAAGCUCAGUGCAAAAAAGUACUGCAGGACUUAAUGAAAGUACAGAAACAGAUGUUAUUACUAUUAAUUCAUUAUCUGAAGAAAAUCAUUCUUACCAUCAGACAAAAGUGCUGGAAGAAAAUACUGAAGAAAUAAGUACAACAGAAAAAGGUGAAUCAUAUGGCAGUAGUGGAAAUCCUCAUGAAGAAAGUAAGACGUCAGAAAACCAUAUUCCUUAUCAUACUCAUAUUGGAUCUAAGGAAUAUAAUAUGCCCGAAGAAACUGAACAGGUUGAGUCAACUACCAAACGUGAAUUAAAAAUAAGUAGCGUGAAUCCUCAGGAAGAAAAUCAUACAUCUGAAAAACAUAUGCUUCAAACUACCGAAAUUAAUUUACAAGAAAAUACUGAAGAAAUAAAUACAUCCGAAGAAGGUGAAUCAUAUAGCAGUAGUGCAAAUUUUCAUGAACAAAGCAAGAUGUCAGAAAACCAUUUUAGUUAUCAAACUCAUAUUACAUCUAAGGAACAUAAUAUGCACGAAGAAACUCAACAGGGUGAGUCAACUGCCGAAGGUGAAACUGCUGAACAUAUUAAAACCAUUACAGAAAAUGAGUUAAAAACAACUGGUAUAAACCCUGAAAAAGAAAGCGAAUUGAACGAGGAACAAAUAGUUGAAUCUUCUGAAAGCUCAGCGCAAAAAAGUACUGCAGUAUUUAAAGAAAGUACAGAAACAGAAGUUAUUGCUCUUAAUUCAUUAUCUGAAGAAAAUCAUUCUUACCAUCAGACAAAAGUGUUGAAAGAAAAUACUGAAGAAAUAAGUACAACAGAAAAAGGUGAAUCAUAUGGCAGUAGUGGAAAUCCUCAUGAAGAAAGUAAGACGUCAGAAAACCAUAUUCCUUAUCAUACUCAUAUUACAUCUAAGGAAUAUAAUAUGCAAGAAGAAACUCAACAGGGUGAGUCAACUGCCGAAGGUGAAACUGCUGAACAUAUUAAAACCAUUACAGAAAAUGAGUUAAAAACACCUGGUAUAAAUCCUGAGAAAGAAAGCGAAUUGACUGAGGAACAAACAACUGAAUCUUUUGAAAGCUCAUUGCAAAAAAGUACUGUAGGCUUUACAGGAAUUGCAGGAAAGGAAUUUAGUACUAUUAAUUCAUUACCUGAAGAAAAUCGUUCUUACCAUCAGACAACAAUUUUGGAAGAAAAUACUGAAGAAAUAUAUACAACUGAAGAAGGGAGAAAAACUAUCAUCUGA